Paramormyrops kingsleyae is the source of this 3679-nucleotide messenger RNA. RefSeq names its product exostoses (multiple) 1c (gene ext1c). Gene Ontology annotation, cellular component: membrane. NCBI's taxonomy places the organism in Eukaryota, Metazoa, Chordata, Actinopteri, Osteoglossiformes, Mormyridae. The record is from RefSeq and is a predicted model, not a curated record. Gene Ontology annotation, molecular function: glycosyltransferase activity.
GCUUGUGGAUGGGAAGAUGGACCAAAGAAGGCGCAUAGCCGAAGGCUGAGGGCGAUCUGCGUGUGGCCGCCUUGGGCAUCCGCCAGCGCGUGGUCUGGGAGGUGGCAGCGCGUCGACUGGCACGGGGACCGAAGUGGGUUUGUGCUCAUCCGCCCAUACAGGGGACCUCUUGGGGAGACCGGGGUUGAAUCAGGGUGAAUUAUACAAUGGGGAGAUGCAGCUUCCACUUUUCCGAAAUGUUACCGGGAUUUUAAUUUGCGCCGGUACUUAAUAAAUAAGAUCAGACUGCACCAGUCAUUUCAGUACAGAGAGCAUGCAGCCUUUUAGCCAUUCCGAAGUUAGACAAAUGGGCGCAACGCCGUGAACUGCGUCCAAGGGCAUUGCGACUCCCAUUCUCUAUCUAUAUUUCAUAAUAAAGCCUGCGAAGGACGCCCAUAAUCGCCAGUCACCCAGCUGCCUUGGUACCGGUAAUGGCAUGGAGCAGCCCCUGACCGACAGCAAAGGCUGAUUUUAUCACUUUGGGCUGAUUCGUUUUUAUUCGCUCGUUUCAGUAUGUUUUGCUGACUGUUCCCAGAGUCGUCGGAUGUUCGCGACCAGGUAAUUAAUAAUAAGGCUAAAUGAGAGACCGAAGAUACAUAUCUGUUUUUUGUAAUAUAUUGGUUACGAGCCGAUAGAUUCGAAGCAAACUAUCCGGCUUUUGUAACAUGUGUGUCAUUAGUACGACGUAAUGUAACUGUACGGAUACAAAAGGAACGAACAUCAAAAGAAUUAUAGCAACUGAGAAUAAGGGCAGCUCUGCAUACGUAAAGCGAAGGCGAAGGGCGGGCGAAUCAGCGGGAUAAGAUUAUUUUCGCCGGACGGAGUGGGCGCGUUUCACUUGUGUGUGUCAGUCGUGAAACUCAAUCAUGUUGUGGGGUCGGUAAAAUGAGAAGCGGCUGGUUCACGCUUUAACAACAGACAGCAGCACUGAGCUACCCUGACGGCACCCCGACUGCCCGGGCCGUGCGCUGUCAAACACGACAAACACAGAUCGCCUACCAACACUACCGCUGUUUAUCCAUAAUAAUGAGGACGAGCGGCAGAAGAGCCCUGGCCGGCUGCUGAGGAGGAUGGGACGUGCUGGCGGACGGAGCCUCGGACCGCUGUCACUCCAACGCGCAGGAGCGGACUGUUCAAACCAUGUGGCUCCUGGGGACUGAGAGCGAGGCAGAGAUUCCCUUUGAUGACUUCAGUGUCUUCAGCAACGGAGAAAAAUCACCCUAGUGCCACGACGUACUCCCCACCCCCCCCCGCCUGCGAAGCCGGGGACAGUGACGCCAUCAGCUGAAAGGCACUCUCAGCAGGACCAUGCGUCACCAGUCAUUGAACACCAUCUCUGGGUCCUCCUCAUAGACCACACCCCCACGUAUAAAAGACCGCACCCCCUGUGAGGCCACGCCCAGUGGGUGCUGCGAGGGUCACCCCCAUGCAGGCGCGCAAGAAAUACGUGCUGCUAACUGCAUGUGCUUGCUGCUGGUUGCUGCUCUUCUACUGGGGCGGGUUGCAGGGCCGUCUGCUGAGGCUGCUGGGGAGGCACCGGGGCGACGAGGGCCGGCCCUGGCCCAAUUGGGUCGACCGGGACCAGCUGCUGGGCUAUGCCGACCCCGAUGAGCUGCAAGGAUGCGAGUGGGCGGGCGAGUCGCCACGGCGAUGGAGGCGGAGCUGGUCCAGCAUCUACAAGGACGUCCACUGUCGCAUGGAAACCUGCUUCGACUUUGCACGGUGCCACGGCCGCGAUGGCUUCCGGGUGUACGUGUACCCCUCCGAGAGGAGUGAGCGGGUGUCAGAGAGCUACCGCAAGAUCCUGACCUCCAUCACGGAGUCGCGCUACUACACGGGCGAUCCGCGUGAGGCCUGCCUCUUUGUGCUGGGCAUCGACACACUGGACCGUGACCAGCUCUCGGCGCAGUACGUGCCUGACGUAGACGAGCGGAUCCGCGGCUACCCGCUGUGGAACGACGGCCGCAACCAUCUCAUCUUCAACCUGUAUUCAGGCACCUGGCCCAACUACACGGAGGAGCUGGGUUUUCGUGUGGGCCAGGCUAUGCUGGCCAAGGCCAGCCUGAACGUGGAGCAUUUCCGGCCUGGGUUUGACGUGUCCAUCCCACUCUUCUCCAAAGACCACCCCCAGAAGGGUGGCGAGCGCGGCUGGCUGGUGCGUAACACGGUUCCCCCGAGGCGCAAGUACCUGCUGAUGUUCAAAGGGAAGCGCUACCUGACCGGCAUCGGCUCGGACACGCGCAAUGCUCUCCAUCACAUCCACAACGGCAAGGACAUCGUCUCCCUCACCACCUGUCGCCAUGGCAAGGACUGGGAGAAACACAAAGAUGCCCGCUGUGACCACGACAACCUGGAGUAUGAGAAGUAUGAUUACCAGGAGCUCCUCCAUAACUCCACCUUCUGUCUGGUGCCACGUGGGCGGCGCCUUGGAUCUUUCCGUUUCCUGGAAUCUUUGCAGGCCGCCUGCAUCCCCGUGUUGCUAAGCAACGGCUGGGAGCUGCCUUUUUCUGAUGUCAUCCAGUGGAAUCAGGCUGUCAUCGAAGGGGAUGAGAGGCUACUCCUGCAGGUGCCCUCCACCGUAAGGGCCUUGGAUGACGAGAGGGUGCUGGCUAUGCGGCAGCAGACCCAGAUGCUGUGGGACGCCUACUUCUCCUCCGUGGACAAAAUCGUGCUCACCACGCUGGAGAUUAUAAAGGACCGGGUAUUUUCCCAUAUCUCCAGGAGUAAGCUGAUGUGGAAUUCUCUCCCUGGGGGGCUGCUGGUGCUUCCUGAAUACUCCACCCACUUGGCACACUUCCCCUUCUACUACCUGAGCCAGGGUAUGAACCCCGGCCAGGAGUUCACUGCUGUCAUCCACGCUGUCAGCCCAUUGGUGUCUCAGUCCCAGCCAAUCAUGCGGCUCCUGCAGGUGGUGUCCAAGUCUAAGUACUGCUCUCAGAUCAUCAUCCUCUGGAACUGUGAGAAGCCGCCCCCCCCUCGCAGCAAGUGGCCCCCCAUGCCCGUCCCCCUGACCGUGAUGGACGGCCGGAGAAAGACUACCAGUCGCUUCCUGCCUCAUGUUGCCAUAGAAACGGAUGCGGUGCUCAGCCUGGAUGAGGACGCGGUUCUGCUGACUAGUGAGGUCAACUUCGCCUUCCUGGUGUGGCUCAGCUUCCCCGAGCGGAUCGUGGGCUACCCUCCCCGGAGCCACUUCUGGGAUGCCAGCAAGCAGCUGUGGGGCUACACGUCCAAAUGGACCAACGAGUACUCCAUGGUGCUGACGGGGGCAGCCUUCUACCACAGGUACUACCACUACCUGUUCUCCCAGUACCUGCCCCCGUCACUAAGGGCUCUGGUGGACCACACCUCCAACUGUGAUGACAUCCUUAUGAACUUCCUGGUGUCCGCCGUCACCCACCUGCCGCCCAUCAAGGUGGCCCAGAGGAAGCAGCACAGGGAGGCUGCCGGCCUGCAGGGAACGAAAAACGGGCCUUGGUCAAACCCGGAGCACUUCCCUCAGAGACAGGAGUGUGUAAACACCUUCGCCAACUGGUUUGGCUACAUGCCGCUGGAACAUUCCCAGUUCCGCCUGGACCCCGUGCUCUUCCGGGACCAGGUGUCCGUCCUGCGCAAGAAAUACAAGGACCUGGAGCGUGUCUGA